Molecule: messenger RNA, 1156 nt
Organism: Paralichthys olivaceus (Japanese flounder)
Lineage: Eukaryota; Metazoa; Chordata; Actinopteri; Pleuronectiformes; Paralichthyidae
Source: RefSeq, a predicted model, not a curated record
GAAGGAGUGGCAUCCCAUAAUGAGAACAUGCAGUAUUUGAACCUGGCAAUAACGGCAUGUGCUCAAAAGCAGAAGAAUCUCUGCGGCAGCCAACUGACCCAGGACCCCAGAGACGCCCGCCCUGCUAAACGGGACUCUAGCGGACAAAUUAAGAAAAACAUUGAAUCAAUAAGGGAUUCUGCACCCUUCAGCGUUCCCUUCGGGCCAAAUCUCAUCUCCGUGCGCUGUCAGCAAGACGACUCAACAGAAACGAGGGAGACGACCCCGAAAGAUGAGGAGGUCAAAUCUUCCAGGAACCGAGGAGGCAAAUCUCUAGAGGACUUCGCUGUCAGCUCAGACGCAGCACAGAGAACUGAGGCGGACACGAAACAGAAACGCACCCCUGGUUUGACUCAGUGUGGAUCAUGUGACUGUUCUGAUGGAACAUCUUCAGAGGAUUUAGAGGAUUCAAUAAUAACCACUAAUGACCUUUUAGACUGCCUGGUGCAUCCUGAUGUCAUCUCCCGUGUCACUGAGCUCUUACUGGAAAGGCACACAGGAACUCAGAGGACCUCUGCACCAUCCCAGCUUUAAUAUUCGCCUGCCACACACAGUACGCACGUUAGGUUCACUGGAGUUCAGUGAGUUAGAGCUGGAGGAAAAUAAACCUGCAGAUCCUUUGCUGCAGAAAUUCAUCCUCUGAGCUUACAGUAAUGGUUUGGUGUCAGUAAGAAGUGACAGAGGAGAGCUGAAGAUUAACACUUUUCUCCCUCCGGAGAUUGACCCCAGCUGCGAGAAGUCUCAGACCAAAACUAAUUGUAAUGCGACGACCGACACCAUCGAGUGGCUCGGAACAUUUCCUCGUUUUGUUAUCCUACACAGACUAAUCCUGUUUGCUUCUUCCCCAGCAAGAAAUACGAUCAUUUAAAUCAAUUUACUAUGCUAAUAAGGCAAAUAAUGCAGGAUGAUGUCGCUGGGAUGUGAACAUUUGUUUUCCGCGUAAUGUUUCCUGGUUGUUUAGUAAUGAGCACUGUCAUUGGACGGGAACAGGAGGCAGAUUGUAAUGGUUGAUGAUUGAUGUGAGGAGCCAUGAAAGAAAUCAGUCUCAGACGAAACGAAAGACGAGUGUGCGCCUACAAAUAUAAUAAAUAUCAUGUCACCAACAAUUUGUCAAAUG